Molecule: messenger RNA, 1599 nt
Organism: Pipistrellus nathusii (Nathusius's pipistrelle)
Lineage: Eukaryota; Metazoa; Chordata; Mammalia; Chiroptera; Vespertilionidae
Source: the annotation of a GenBank genome assembly
AUGAGGCCGGAGCGCCCCAUGGUGUGGUGUUGCUUCUUUGUCCGAGCUCAGCGAAAACGGAAGCAGAGCGCCCAGGAUGAAGAUGCUGUUAGCCUGUGUAGUCUCGACAUUGGUGAGCCUAGUAAUAAACGGGUCAAACCCCUUUCCAGAGUCACGUCACUAGCAAACCUCAUCCCGCCCGUGAAGGCUACCCCGCUGAAGCGCUUCAGCCAAACCCUGCAGCGUUCCAUCAGCUUCCGCAGCGAGAGCCGCCCCGACAUCCUCGCCCCCCGGCCCUGGUCCCGAAAUGCCGCCCCCUCGAGCACCAAGCGGCGAGACAGCAAGCUGUGGAGUGAGACCUUCGACGUGUGCGUCAACCAGAUGCUUACAUCCAAGGAAAUCAAACGUCAGGAGGCAAUCUUUGAGCUCUCCCAAGGAGAAGAGGACUUGAUAGAGGACUUGAAAUUGGCGAAAAAGGCCUAUCACGACCCCAUGCUGAAGCUCUCCAUAAUGACAGAGCAGGAGUUGAAUCAGAUUUUUGGAACACUGGACUCCCUGAUUCCUCUUCACGAAGAGCUCCUCAGUCAGCUUCGAGAUGUCCGGAAGCCUGAUGGCUCAACUGAACACGUCGGUGCCAUCCUCGUGGGCUGGCUGCCUUGUCUCAGCUCCUACGACAGCUACUGCAGCAAUCAGGUAGCCGCCAAAGCCCUGCUGGACCACAAGAAACAAGACCACCGGGUCCAGGAUUUCCUUCAGCGAUGCUUAGAAUCCCCCUUCAGCCGCAAACUAGAUCUGUGGAAUUUCCUCGAUAUUCCGAGAAGCCGCCUGGUCAAAUACCCUCUGCUCCUCCGAGAAAUCCUGAGGCACACACCGAAUGAUAACCCAGACCAGCAGCACCUGGAAGAAGCUAUAAACAUCAUUCAGGGAAUCGUGGCAGAAAUCAACAUCAAGACUGGGGAGUCGGAAUGCCAUUAUUACAAAGAACGACUUCUUUACUUGGAAGAAGGCCAGAAGGACUCCCUGAUCGACAGCUCGCGCGUGCUGUGUUGUCACGGCGAACUGAAAAACAACCGGGGCAUGAAACUGCACGUCUUCCUGUUCCAAGAAGUGCUGGUGAUCACCCGAGCCAUCACGCACAACGAGCAGCUCUGCUACCAGCUGUACCGGCAGCCGAUCCCCGUGAAGGACCUCCUGCUGGAGGACCUGCAGGAUGGAGAAGUGAGGCUGGGCGGCUCCCUGCGCGGGGCAUUCAGCAACAACGAGAGAAUUAAAAACUUCUUUAGAGUAAGUUUCAAAAAUGGAUCCCAAAGUCAGACUCACUCACUACAAGCCAACGACACCUUCAACAAACAGCAGUGGCUCAACUGUAUCCGCCAAGCCAAAGAAACCGUGCUGUGCGCUGCCGGGCAGGCCGGGGUGCCGGGCUCCGAGGGACCGUUCCUAAAUCCCGCUGCUGGGAGCAGGGAGCCGCUGGGAGAAACGAAACUUGAGCAGAUGGACCAAUCGGACAGUGACUCAGACUGCAGUAUGGACACGAGUGAGGUCAGCCUCGACUGCGAGCGCAUGGAACAGACGGACUCCUCCUGUGGGAACAGCAAGCACGUUGAAAGCAAUGUCUGA